AUGGUACAAGCGAUAAGAGAGAGGAUCAGACUCAACCCUGUUCAGAUUCGUCAAAAGUCAGUCCAUAUCGAGAAGAGGUAUUUUGGAAACGUUUUCAAGGAAACUAUAGAGAAACUUGAUCAGGUUGUUGCAAUCAAGCAACUUGACUGUAAUGGUGCUCAAGGAAUCAGGGAGUUUGUGGUUGAGGUAUCGACACUAAGUCUUGCUGACCAUCCUAAUUGAGUGACAUAGAGUUAAUAGACGUUAAGCUGAUAAUCAAAUCUGAUCUCAGCACAUAUGAGGCGUGAGAGUGCCAGUGUUGUCAUCGUAGUAGUAAAGUACGUUGAUCCAGCUGGAGAGUGGCAUGAAUUAUGAACCUUCUUCGUGCUCAAGUAUUUUCCCUCUUAAACCUGCGGUCUCCAUGUUGUCUACUUAAUGUCAAUUUGAUUACUCCUUUGUUCAUCCAGACAAUUUUGUUUUUUUUUUUAUAUGUAGAUAGCAGUUAUUCUUUUCAGCUCUUUGACAUUAGAAAUACAUUUAGGUCAUGCUUUGCAAGGUUCUUCUUCCCAAUGUGCAUGCAAGAUUAAAGUUUUCAGAGUUGCUCUUCUCUUUUACAAUAUCUCUUUUAUUUACAAUGUUCUGCAGCUUACCACAACAAUGGGGAUGAUUCACAAACGACAGGAAUAAUGUUGUAAUCACAUAUUUUGUUUGUUUUUGUCGCUUGACAAAAUACAAUUGCUGUGUUAUCGCGAAAUGUAAAUGAAACUGCAAAAGCGUUUUUUUAUACAAGUUGGAAGAUGAAGUGAAAUAAAUAUUUUCUUUAUAUGUUAAGUUAAAGAAAGGGGAUCAAAU
Eruca vesicaria subsp. sativa (arugula) is the source of this 831-nucleotide messenger RNA. The record is from the annotation of a GenBank genome assembly. NCBI's taxonomy places the organism in Eukaryota, Viridiplantae, Streptophyta, Magnoliopsida, Brassicales, Brassicaceae.